GUGAAUAAGCGGAACAGUAUGGCUUCUGGACAGGUUGAACCAUUCUCUAUUUUCACCACGCCACAGAAAAGAUGGAUAUCCUAUGUUGCUGCCUUCGGCGCCAUGUUUUCAACACUCAAUAGCUACAUAUAUUUUCCUGCCCUAGUUCCAAUGGCUACUGAUCUACGAGUAUCAGUUACCAUGAUAAAUCUGACGGUUACUUGUUACCUGGUCAUAGCAGGUUUAGCACCUGCUUUCAUGGGCGAUUUCGCAGAUCGCGAAGGGAGACGUCCUGCAUAUCUUGUCAUGGUUGUUCUGAGCAUUGGUUCAAACGUUGGGUUGGCUCUUCAAACCUCUUAUCCCGCGCUUUUCGCGCUACGAAUGAUCCAGGCAGCUGGCACAUCUGGAGCAUUUAGCGCAGCGAGUGGUGUUGUCUCGGAUAUCGCUCCUCCUCACGAAAGGGGAACAUAUUCUGGAACAAUCAUACUCUUGUUCGUUUCAAGUCCCAACAGUGCAACCACUAGCACCAAUACCGCUCCCAGUUUUGGCCCUGUGAUAGGGGGUGUUCUUGCGUAUAAGAUAGGUUGGAACUGGAUCUUUUGGUUCUUGACCAUACUCACCUGUGCCCAUGGUAUUAUCUUAAUACUCUUCUUUCCAGAAACACAAAGAAAGUUGGUAGGCAACGGAAGCAAGCCAGUGAAAGGAAUUCUAUACUGGAAUAUCUUCUCGUGGAUUUUUCGCCACGAACCAAUGGAGAGACUUAAUACGCAACCACAGCCCCGAAAGCACCGCAUCCCCAACCCUCUAGCAUCGCUGCCGGUGCUUCUAAACAAGGGUAAUUUUUGCGUGAUUCUCUUUGCAUCAAUUUCAUAUGCCAUUAGAAUGGUGUUGCAGGCUUCACUUGGCGCACAAUGUAUUACUCUAUACAGCCUAAACUACCUCCAAGGAGGUCUCAUCUAUCUUCCAGCGGGAAUCAGCGGUGCUAUCGGAGCAAAACUCGGAGGGAUUUACGUUGAUCGUCAAUAUGUUCGCACAUAUAAGAAACUCAAUUGCACUUUCGGGGACGGGGAGCGAGAUAUAGACUUCCCCAUCGAGAAGUCCAGGCUCCGUGGAGCUCAUGUCAUCACCAUCAUAACGGCCCUUGGCACGAUCGGCUACGGAUUGGCACUGCACUUCCACUCGCAUAUUUCCAUCAUGUUGGUUAUUCAAUUCAUUACAAGCUUCACCAGCUCUAUUAUUUUCGCGAUGACCGGCACUCUCUUGACUGACUUGAACCCUGAUAAAGCUGCUACGGCGAGCGCAGCCUCGAACUUUAUCAGAUGUUUGCUUGCAGGAGGAUGCAUCGCCGCGCUAGAGCCUUUAACAAAUCAGGUUGGACUUGGUUGGUGUUUUGGUAUAUUUGGCUUGCUCCAGGUUCUAGCAAUUCCGUUUAUAGCUCUCCUCGAGUUAAAGGCGGUAACAUGGAGAAAGGAG
Messenger RNA from Clonostachys rhizophaga, 1452 nucleotides. NCBI's taxonomy places the organism in Eukaryota, Fungi, Ascomycota, Sordariomycetes, Hypocreales, Bionectriaceae. The record is from the annotation of a GenBank genome assembly.